CCCAAAAUUUCAUCUAAACCUACCUGCAGACCCAUUACCCGUUCUAGUCCAAAUUACUAGCAAUAAAGUGCUUACUCCGUAAUAAAAUACUUAGUCCGUGCUCACAGCUUGGCCGCAGGCUCCAGUAUUGAACGAGUCAUUAUUGGAUGGAAUGAGUUUAAACUUCCACGCUACUAAACAUACCAAAAUACCCCCUAUUCAUGUACAACAAAGCUCAAAAUCCUUCCUCUUAAAAUCACCUACAGUAACCUCAAUCAAUCGCUAUUUAAAACUGCGCUUUAUCUCUUCAAACUUAAAGCUCAAAACGCCUCAGUUGUAGGUUAUAACAGUCAACUCCCUACGGAAUAGGCGUGGCCUCAGAUACCACUAAACGGUCGCUCUACAAGCUCCGUCAGUCGAGAUCCGACGCUCUAUCGCGAAGUGAGUGUAGUGUUGUGUAAAAUGGAGUCCGAAAUUAGCAAAAUGCCCACCAAAAUACCGCCGAAAAACUUCUCCAUCGAGUCCAUCGUCGGGAUAAACGAGCGAAGAUCGCCGGAGAUCGAUAUUGAGAAUUCUAUAUCGCAGGAUUACGCGAAUUCUGAGGAUGAGGAAGCUAAAAUCCGGGAUGCGAAGAUGGGGUACUAUUUCCAGCAGAAUCGGGUGCCGAAUUUCCCGUUUUUCAUGUCGUAUGACAAGAGGGUUAUGGGGUUUGAGGGUCAGGGAGAGGAGCUGAAGAGAGCGAGCCCAGGCAGCGCGAGAAGCGAAGUCGAUAGCGACGGAGUGGAUGAGAGACCACAUGAAUCACUCAGUCCGCAGUCGGAACAAAUGACCAACUCAAAUUCGGUGCCAGACCCAAAUAUAAGACGAUACCGCACAGCCUUCACUCGGGAGCAGCUGGCACGGCUUGAGAAGGAAUUCUUCAAAGAGAACUACGUGUCCAGACCGCGACGUUGCGAGCUCGCUGCGCAACUCAACCUCCCUGAGUCCACCAUCAAGGUAUGGUUCCAAAACCGAAGAAUGAAGGAUAAACGUCAAAGAAUCGCAGUAGCCUGGCCGUACGCAGCCGUAUACAGCGACCCAGCUUUCGCGGCUUCAAUCCUACAAGCCGCCGCGUCCUCCGUCGGCCUACCUUACCCCUACCCCUCCCCGAUGAUCCCCCCCUUCCACAACCCCCAGCUCAUCCCCGGCAACUACCCGUACUACCCCCGCUACCCCUACAUCCCCCCCACGCCCCCCUCGCCUGUCAACCCCGAGAUACGACCACAGUACUCCACCUUCAAUUUAAAUGUAGACAAGUAGGUUUUUAGGUUAUUUAUUGCAUUUAAUUGUUA
This is a messenger RNA of Cydia strobilella, 1310 nucleotides long. RefSeq names its product segmentation protein even-skipped. The transcript has 4 exons. The record is from RefSeq and is a predicted model, not a curated record. NCBI's taxonomy places the organism in Eukaryota, Metazoa, Arthropoda, Insecta, Lepidoptera, Tortricidae. Gene Ontology annotation, cellular component: nucleus. Gene Ontology annotation, biological process: regulation of transcription by RNA polymerase II. Bases 442 to 1278 code for a protein of 278 amino acids. Gene Ontology annotation, molecular function: DNA-binding transcription factor activity, RNA polymerase II-specific; RNA polymerase II cis-regulatory region sequence-specific DNA binding.